This is a messenger RNA of Phragmites australis (common reed), 1668 nucleotides long. RefSeq names its product flavanone 3-dioxygenase 2-like. Lineage: Eukaryota; Viridiplantae; Streptophyta; Magnoliopsida; Poales; Poaceae. The coding region runs from base 94 to 1206 and encodes 370 amino acids. The transcript has 3 exons. The record is from RefSeq and is a predicted model, not a curated record.
UCGCACCCGGAGAGCCACGUCGAGGCCGAGCUGCUCGACUCCUCCUUAAUUAUUUGGUACGUGCGUGGCGAUCAGGAGAGCGCCGGCGCACCAAUGGCGGAGCAGCUCCUCUCGACGGCCGUGCACGACACGGUGCCGGGGAGGUACGUGCGGCCGGAGUCGCAGCGUCCGCGCCUCGCGGAGGUCGUCGCCGGCGCGCGCAUCCCCGUCGUCGACCUCGCGUGCCCCGACAGCGCCGCCGUCGUCUCCGCCAUCGGCGCCGCCUGCCGCUCGCACGGCUUCUUCCAGGUGAGAGACACGCCGCCGCCCGUGCAUGCACGCACGCGCGAAGUUAUUUACAGACCGGCGAUCGCAACUGACAAGGCAUGCAUGCUACGUUUGAUGCUGCAGAUUCUGAACCAUGGCAUAGAUGAGGGCCUAAUGGCGGCGGUGAUGGCCGUGGCGCGCGACUUCUUCCGGCUGCCCGCAGAGGAGAAGGCGAAGCUCUACUCCGACGACCCGGCCAGGAAGAUGCGGCUGUCCACGAGCUUCAACGUGCGCAAGGAGACGGUGCACAACUGGCGGGACUACCUCCGGCUGCACUGCCAUCCCCUCGACCAGUUCGUGCCCGACUGGCCGUCCAACCCUCCCGACUUCAAGGAGAUCAUGAGCGCGUACUGCAAGGAGGUCCGGGAGCUCGGGUUGAGGCUGUACGCGGCGAUCUCGGAGAGCCUGGGGCUUGAGGCGGGGUGCAUCGGGACGACGCUGGGCGAGCAGGAGCAGCACAUGGCCGUCAACUUCUACCCGCAGUGCCCCGCGCCGGAGCUCACCUACGGGCUCCCCGCGCACACCGACCCCAACGCGCUCACCAUCCUGCUCAUGGACCAGGACGUCGCCGGCCUGCAGGUGCUCAACGGCGGCAAGUGGGUCGCCGUCAACCCGCAGGCCGGCGCGCUGGUCAUCAACAUCGGCGACCAGCUGCAGGCGCUGAGCAACGGGGAGUACAGGAGCGUGUGGCACCGCGCGGUGGUGAACUCCGACAGGGAACGGAUGUCCGUGGCGUCGUUCCUGUGCCCGUGCAACGACGUGGUGCUCGGCCCCGCGCGGAUGCUCGUCACCGAGGAGACCCCGGCCGUGUACAGGAACUACACGUACGACGAGUACUACAAGAAGUUCUGGAGCAGGAACCUGGACCAAGAGCACUGUCUGGAGCUCUUCAGAACUUAGGGACCGUUCGUUUCAGCGGCUUUUGGCUACUGUUUUUAUCAGAAGCUGACAAGUUAAAAAUCUAAAUAAAUAGUUUUGCUAAAAAUGGUUUCUGAAAAAGUCGAAGCUGAGAAAUUAAUUGAGAAUAGUUUUUAAAAAAAAAUAGUGUGUUGAGGAAGCCAAAAUAAUAUUGUAAAAUCCAACAGCUAAAAUCAAACAUAAUUUUUAAAAAAAAACUAAAAGUACAACUUUUUAGAGAAAACAGAAACAGAAGUCUCAACAAACAGACUCUUAGUAUUAAUAGUAAUACUCGCAUUACAUAGUGCAUUCCUUGCUACUGCUCAUGGGAUUAUUUGUUUGUUCAGUUCUCUUGGACUUUUGCAGUAAGCGACUUUCUGCAGUGGCACUAGAUUAAAAGAGGGCCAAAAGGGGCUUUGGUUAUAAUCACCAGAGUUGAACAGUGCCCGAUUAUUUCUUGGACAA